Ceraceosorus guamensis is the source of this 3192-nucleotide messenger RNA. RefSeq lists its product as hypothetical. The transcript has a single exon. The record is from RefSeq and is a predicted model, not a curated record. Lineage: Eukaryota; Fungi; Basidiomycota; Exobasidiomycetes; Ceraceosorales; Ceraceosoraceae. The coding region runs from base 1 to 3192 and encodes 1063 amino acids.
AUGCCAAAUCCAAGCGCGUGGACACCAGGAACACCCUCCCCUCAAGUGAACGUUUCGCAUGCCGCAUCACCACCUCCAGGACAAGCUUGGCAUCCUUUCGCGGGGGCCACGACAUAUCCAUACCAAUCCAUCGGUGCGCAAGGGCCGUAUUCACCUCCUUCGACACAUACUGCACCACAGCAGCAUGGCUCAUUCAGGCCAGACGUGCUACCGAGCGUAGCACCAAUGGCAAGCGCAGGCCCACUUGUUUCGCGUCCUACGACAGCACAGUCAUCCCUGGUCCAUCAGCAGUCUAGACAGCCUGGACUAGUUUCUGAUUGGCAGAGCGAGCAUCGCGCAGGAAGGAGUCAGAGCGGACAAGCGGCAGAUCACGACACGACGACUUGCGAAGGCUGUCAAGCCGAUCUUCGAGCCGCUCUCGAAGCGUCGCGUCUUUCCGCAGAAGCAGACACCAGAAGACGAGCAGCGGGUCCUGCGCAGCAUGAAAGGCUAUCGUCCGAAGAGAUGGCACAGAUCAAUGCGAUGGAGCUGAGUGCGGCUGAGGAACGCGCGAAAGCUGAGGCCGACGAAGCCGCUCUACUGCAAGCCGUGAUGGAGGCCAGUCUGAGGGACGAGGAAGAGGCGAUCAGGUCGAGAAGGGUCAGGCAAGAACAGCAAGCUCGAGUAGCCCUCACGCUGCAGCAAAGUCGUGACGAUGAAGCUGAAAGAGCUCGAUUGAGAGCUGAGGCGGACAAAGAAUUGUUGGACAGAAGCAAGAGAGAGGCGAAUGAGGAAAGAGAGAGGAGGGCUAGAGAAGAAGCGGAUGCGAGAGAUAUAGAGGAGAGCGUUUUGAGACAGAGCAGAAUAGAUAUGGAGCAGGAGUGGAGUAGAAGAGAUGAAGAAGAACGAGCUUUGACUAAUUUUCUAAGUCAAGGUGGGCAGCCGGGCGAUGCCGCGUACUGGAGACAUUUGCACCAAGAUCAAGCCUAUCAGCUGGCAGUCACCAUGCGACAAGAACCGAACACAUCUACGUCGACAGCCGCGCCGCCGCUACCUCCGCUACCCUCGGGCGCUAGUGCUUCGAGGCAUCCAUCGAUGGCAGAUGCGGGUGCGAAUAGGAGACCUCUGCCACAGAUUCCGCCUGUCAUGGGACCGUCGGCAGGUGGCUCGACCAGCAAUGCUCUUGAGGACGCCACUCCAGACGCCGCUCACCGUCAAGCCCUUGGGGACCAGGAUGAAGGGUCAAGGGACGCGUUGUACGACGGCACUAACGGUGACCCCUUCGCCGAUGACGCGGAAGCGCCACCGAUGUAUGACGAGGUGGGAAACGAUCGCCCUCCAAAUGCACCAGAUUCGGCGCCCUCACACAUCCGCUUCGAGACACACCCUGCCCUGCUUGCUGCUGCUGCCGCUGCUCGCCCAUCCAACGAAUCUGCGGAUGUCCACCACCACUGGCCCAACGAGAAGCAAUCCUUGCAUUCUCAUCACGGCAGUCCAGCGGCGCAAUCUAGCGCUGCUAGCCUAUACGAUCGGGAUUCAGCUCAAGUUUCCAGCGCCAGUGUGCGACCUGCAGCUUUGACACCUGCCCUCUCCUCGCCGUCUUCAGCCACCGUAGCAGCAAGUCGGCCAGUCGAGAUCGGCAGUUUCGACGAGGCGAUUCAGGAGGAGGACGACGCAGAAUUUUCCCCCAACCCUCUCUUGAGUGUGCUGCACCAACAUAGAAGGUCUGUCAGCAGCGCAGCAUCGACGCGGUCGAGAACAGCACAUAAUCGCAGCGGUUCUGCGGGAUCGUCCAGUCUCCAAACCCCGGCUUUUCGCCCGUCCAAGUCGAGCAGCAGCUCUGCGUUUACUCUGACUGCUGUGGAGCGUGGUGGACAAGUGCACAGUCGUCCUCGCGCAUCUAGCAAUCAGAGCGCAUCUUCCUCUAACUCCAACUUUAUGAAGGAUGGGCGCUCGGAUCGAGCGCGUCAAAUGAGCAAUGCGAGCACGAUGACGCACGACGCGACCAUUGAUUCGCAUCAGACCUCAACUUCGCACGCACCGUCAGCUUCCACGUCAGCCACGAGCGUAGACGAAGCUGCCGCACGGCAGACGCCAAAUCGGGGCGACUUUUCACAGACGACCAUGGCAGGCACGGACUGGGGCUAUGCUUUGGAACCUUUUGCGCCAGAGCUUUAUGCGUCACCUGCAAAUGAGAGCGCAGCGGAAGGAAAAGGCCGCUUUCCCAACACGGUGCAGCUCUCGAUGGCUCCAGCCGACGGAUCCGGCUUGAGGGAAGGUAGCCACCGAUCCAGCUUCUUCACCAUCCGAGCGCCGAGCUGGAAGGGUCUGUUGCGAGCUAUGGCAUGGUACGGCAACACGCUCAUCACAGCUGGCCCUCAAGAAAUCGCCGAUGCAGCUCUGGCCAGCGAGCAGCAGGUAGGCUCACAAAGAUCCGAGGCUGGUGUGCUGAGCCUCGCUGUGCAAGUCGAAGUCGUGACCCCUACCCGGCUGCGCGAUUCUGGCUACGGAUUGGGCACUGCCAUAGUAGGCAGCCGAGGGCAGCUUAUCCCUGGUAGCGUCCCCUUUGCGGCUACAGCUGCACACGUAGCCAUCUGUAUAUCCCUCGUGCCGACUAAUGAUCCGAAGCAAUCUCUGCAAGGAGGGGAUCUGGCACGCGCACUCAAGGCUUCGUCGCGCAGUCUAGAUGUCAGCUAUUCGAGACGGGGCUCUGCUCGACGGGUCAUUCAAUUGCCUAGAGAGGCUCCUCAUCUACCUUUCACCAUGGUUCGACUAGCUCAGCACGUGCAUGCUGCUCAUCGCUUCAGCGCUGCUUGUCCCACCACUAGCAGCACCGCUCUGCACUCUCCUCGAGAUCUGCACCACGCCAUCGAAGCGCACGACGUAGAGUACGUUCGUCGCAUCAUGAAACAGAUGCGCAAUGCCAACGGCGGCACAAAGGGAAAGCCAGGAAGUCCGGAAUAUCGCGUCAUAGGUUUGGACGGUAUACCGGUCGAUCCGGCCAACGAAGCCGGAGAGUUGAGGGAUUUUGCUGCUGCUGAGGAGGAGGAUGAGCAUGGGCCGGUGGGACGUUUGGCGGCCAGAGUCAGACGCAGACUUGCCAAGAGAUCGGGAGAUGGUAGAGUGGUCGACGAUCAACUCAUGAGCUGGGUCACACCGCUCGUCACUGAAGACGCUGUGCAGCAGGAGGAUGCGUGGGAAGAGCGCAAGUGA